Maudiozyma barnettii is the source of this 9450-nucleotide messenger RNA. It is a transcript of the gene VPS13, whose product is annotated as membrane morphogenesis protein VPS13. NCBI's taxonomy places the organism in Eukaryota, Fungi, Ascomycota, Saccharomycetes, Saccharomycetales, Saccharomycetaceae. Gene Ontology annotation, cellular component: extrinsic component of membrane. The record is from RefSeq and is a predicted model, not a curated record. The coding region runs from base 1 to 9450 and encodes 3149 amino acids. Gene Ontology annotation, biological process: late endosome to vacuole transport; mitochondrion organization; protein targeting to vacuole. The transcript has a single exon.
AUGUUGGAGUCCUUGGCAGCAACUUUGUUGAACAGACUAUUAGGCUCCUAUGUUGAGAAUUUUGAUCCUGAUCAAUUGAAAGUUGGUAUAUGGAGUGGUGAUGUUCAGCUAAAGAAUUUGACAUUGAGGAAAGACUGUUUGGAUUCUCUUGAUUUGUCUGUGGAUGUUAAAUAUGGUGUUUUGGGUGAUCUAAUAUUGAACGUUCCUUGGUCCAGUCUUAAAAACAAACCAGUUAACAUAUUUAUUCAAGAUUGUUAUUUAUUAUGUAUUCCAAGAGAUUUACACUCAUAUUAUUCUCAGGAAUCUUUAGAACGUCAAUUCAGACUGAAAUUGAAAAAACUGAUGGAAUGGGAGCUCUCUAAUAAAGCAAGAAAGAGUCAAGUUAUUGAUUCGGGUACUGCAGGAUCCGAAAAUGAAUCAUUUAUGCAAUCCUUAAUAACCAAAGUAAUUGACAACAUCCAAAUUAGUAUUAAAGAUAUCCAUAUUAGAUACGAGGACUCUUCGUGUAUAUUUUCCCCUGUUCCAUCUUCUAUUGGGAUUUCUCUCCAUGAAUUAUCCGCGGUUUCAACUGAUUCCAAUUGGACACCAAAAUUUAUUGAAACUACCCAAUCACUUACGCAUAAAUUAUUAACUCUAGAUUCCUUAAGUGUAUACUGGAAUACAGAAACAAAGGAGUUUGUCGAUAUGAACAAUGUCGAUCCUAUUAGAUUUCUAGAGAGUUUCAGGCAGUAUAAUGACAAUAAUAAAACCUCAAAUCAAUAUUUAUUAAAACCCGUAACAGGUACAGGUAAGUUGAGUAUAAACAAACUCGGAACUACAGAAGUUCAACCUCAUCUUGAUUUGCAACUGAUAUGUAACCAAUUUGGGUUGGAACUAGAUGAUGCUCAAUAUUCCGGAUUCCUACAUUUUAUAUCAAUAUUAGAAAUGCAAAGAGCUACCCAAAAGUUUAAAAAGAAAAGACCUUCCUACACAGUAGCUGAAAAUCCAAGAGGAUGGUUCAGAUAUAUUGCGUCAUGUAUAAAGGAAGAAAUCCACGAAAAGAAUACUAUGUGGACAUGGCCUCAUAUCAAGAAAGCAGCAGAUUAUAGGAGGGAGUAUAUUGACCUUUGGAUUGAAAAAUUGAAAUCUGGUGAUAUUGAAAAGUCCUUCGUAGAUCAAGUUAAGGAGGACAGACUAAUCUCACUAGAGAAGGAGUUGAAUUUCGAUACCAUUAUUCUCUAUAGAACAGUUGCCAAUGGUAGAUAUAUCGAAAGCAGACUAACGUCAAAGGAAGGUACACCAACCACUUCUGUACCAAUAUCACCUCAACUAAGUGAGGAAAAUAAGCCUGGCACAUGGCUCUCUUCUUGGUGGAGUAGUGAUUCACUUGCUAACCAAGAGGAUAAUUUGGUACUUACUGAAGAGCAAAAGAAAGAGUUGUAUGACGCUAUUGAAUUUAAUGAUCACUUGCAAAGCAACUUACAAACUAAACAUGUAGAUAGACAUUUGACCCAGAUGAGAGUUACCGGUCUGCUUCGGAAAGGGUUUUUGAUACUUAAAAAGAAAGAUAAAAAUGUUCGAUUAGGUACGAUGACCUUCAAAAACUGUAAUUUAGAAUUUCACAACAGAGAGGAUUCUAGUCUAACAAAUUUUAAACUUCAAGAAUUUAAAGUUGAGGAUGGUUCCCCAAAUAGUAUUUUCAAGGACAUUAUUUGUUCUAAAGAAUUAGCCAUAGAUGAUACUUCAACUUUAAGUCAACCAUUAUUCCAGGUUUUAUAUGAGUCAAAUCCUUUGGAUGGGUUAGCAGAUUCUCGAGUCGAUUUACAAUUACUGGGAACAACCGUCUUUUAUCAUGUACAUUUUAUUUCUGAAAUUAUGAGAUUCUUCAAACCAAAGUCUAACCAUAUGGAUUCGGUAACUGCUAUUAUUAACGCCGCAAGUACUACAGUCGAAGGCUGGACAACUCAGACUAGAAUGGGAAUCGAAUCAUUACUUGAUGAACAUAAAACGGUAGAUUUGAAAUUAGAUCUACAGGCACCGUUGAUAAUUAUACCGUUGAACCCAUUUUCGUGGAAAACCCCUUGUGCUCUUAUAGAUGCAGGUCAUAUAUCCAUUGUGAGUGAUUUGGUUUCCAAGGAAAAAAUUUCUGAAAUUAAGGAGAUGUCUCCCAGUGCAUAUGAUAAAAUAGAUGGAUCAGAUAUAAAUAGACUGAUGUUUGAUAGAUUUACGUUAAGAUCACAAAAUACUCAAAUUUUGGUGGGUCCUGAUAUUACCGAUACAUUGGAUAAUUUGAAUAAAUCCUCUUCUGGUAAUCGUUUCUAUAUUUUAGAAAAGAUGCAACUUGAUAUUAUAAUUGAUGUCUCUAUUUUACCAAAAGCUCUUAGAUUACCAAGAAUAAGAGUAUCAGGGCAUCUUCCAAAGCUGUUUAUGGCAUUCAAUGAUUAUCAGUAUAAAAUUUUCCUUGAUCUGGCUCGUAAUAUUAUUCCCCCAUCCAACGACUUAAGUGUGAGUGCAGAUUACUAUGAAUCUAAAAAUGGACAGCUUUCACCUGAAGAACAACAGUUAGAACAAGACACCUUGAGGGAAACAAUUGAAUCCAUUAAGGAUUUAUCUGAACUUGAAAUAGAGCAGAAAUUUCUAGAUAUUAAUUUUGAUAUUGAUGAAGCCCAAUUUUCUAUACAUCAAUGUUUAGAUAAAAGUACUAUGGAUAAUAAAAAGUUAAUAGACUUAGUGUUUACAGAUUAUAAAUUUACAUUUGAAAAAAUGAUGAAACAGAUAAAUGUUAAUAUGAGUGUCAACUCCAUGGCUGUUGAAGAUCAUAUUGUUAAUACAGACUUUGCUGAGUUUAGAACUCUUAUUAGUUCAGAUAUGAAUAAACAAGAUGGGGAUAUUAUGACACUUGACUAUAAGAGAACUCAAAGAAUUGUCACUCACGAGGAAAUGUUAAUAGAGGUAUACGAUCAAGAUAUUUCUAUUAAUGCCACGAAGAUGAAAUUAAUUCUAACUCCAAAAUCGAUUUUAAGUUUAAUGAACUAUACGGUUUUAACAUUUACGGAUCCAAAUGCUCCAGAGGUACCUGCAGAUAUUUUGAAACAUAAUGACGAAGAUCAUGAUGAUUCUCCCCAACAAUUAAAGGUUAAAUUUAAGUACGAAGGUAUGGAUGUUAUUCUAAAUGAUGAGUCGAUGAAACUAGCUACGUUUACCUUAUCUUCAGGUGAAUAUGAUCUCCUUCUUCUACCUGAAUCAAUGAAGUUUAAAAUGGACUUUGAUGGUGUUGAACUAAUUGAUGAGAUAAAUGAAGGUGUUGGUAAAAAUAGCGUAUUUAGAAAGUUGAUAAGUAUGAAUAAUCAAGACCUCGUGGGGUUGCGCUAUGAGAAGUAUGAUGCAACUACAAAUAAGUUCAAUUAUGAUUCCAUGAUGGUAUUAUCUGCCGGUGCAAUGUUUGUUAAUUUUAACAAAGAGUCAAUAAGGAGAAUUGUGUUGUUCUUGAAAAAGUUCCAAAAGAUGAAGACCUAUUUCGAUAGCUUACGUCUAGCUGCAUACAAUCAAGCACCAUCUCUUUCGACAGUUAACAAUAUGAAAGUUAAUAUUAGCAUUAAAGCUCCAAUUAUUCAAUUUCCAAGACUAGCUCCCCGUUCAAACGAUAAGUUCGAUAGUAUUAAAUUUUACUUAGGUGAAAUAUUUAUUGAAAAUGAUUUUAUCCAAUCUAGUACCUCGAAUAUUAUUAAUAACAUUAAGUUAGGACUACGAAAUGGUCAGAUAGCAUCAUUAUUUCAUUUAGACGACGGUAUUUCACAAGAUCUGUAUAUCGCCGAUGGAAUGAGUAUAAAUUUUGACAUUAGUCACAACCAGGGAAAAAAUAGUAUAUCUCCAGUAUUCAAAAUUUUAGGUGAAUUAGAUCCAUUAUCAUUAAAUGUUACUGAAUUACAACUAACUUAUUUGUUCGACAUUAUUAAUCUUUUAGAAGCAGCAUUCAUUUUACCAGAUGAAGAGACUUUAACUAGCGCAACAUCAACAGCAUUGAGUUCAGAACUGGAUGCAAAUUCUAAUUCAGAACAUGAUAUUACAGGAACUAGUAGCUUGUCGUCAAAUAUUUCAACUCAGUUAAAUCUCUCUGAUACAGAGAAGAAUACAUAUAAUAGUAUUGAUUUUAAAUUUUCUGCGCCUUCUAUUUCUCUGACAUUAUAUGAUAAUACGGAGUCCUGCUCAACUAUUGACCAGAAAAGUUUAACUAAAAUAAUGAUACAAGAUAUGGCAUCUAGCAUUAUCGUUCAUACUGAUGGUUCAUCUGAAGGGAAUGCUCAUAUUGCUUCUUUUACAGUAGAAGAUACUCGUGAUAAUAAGGAUAACAAACAUCCAGAGCUUAUUCAGAGAUCUGACUCUCAGGAAUAUCAGUUUUCUGCGUCGGUUUCUAGAAAGAUUGUUACUAAUAAAUUGAUUACAAAUAUCUCAAGUACUAUUCACAGUCCACGUAUUAUACUUGCACUAGAUCAUAUUUUUGCUGUUAAGCGCUUGUAUGACACAGUAAUGGCAUCCAGAAUCUCGAUGAAGCAGUCCUCAUCCAACGCCCCUGUUAGAGCAAUUUCUGAAGCAGCACACACUAAAAAUGAUGCUAUUUUACAAGAAAGUGGUACCUGGCAGUAUUCGUUUAACAUUAUUGAUGCCGCAAUAAUCCUAUUAGCAGAUCCAUCAGAGUUGGAUUCUGAAGCGGUUGUCUUUAGAGUGGAUCAAUUUUUAUUAACCGAACAAUCUAUAAUGUCAGCCUCAGCAAAUAAUAUUGGUAUGUUCUUAUCAAGGAUUAAUGACUUAGAAAAAAAUAAAGUUAGACUUAUAGAUGAUUUCUCAUCCUCUUUGAUUAUCGAUAAAAGGGAUACUACACCGCAAAAACUCUUGACAAAAAUACAUGCAUCUGUUGAACCUUUAGUUAUGCGUAUAUCAUUGAGGGAUAUUCGUCUCGCUAUAUUGAUAUUUAAUAAAGCAAUUUCAUUAAUGGACAUAAACAAGAUUGUUUCUACAGGAGCGCCUAGUAAUGAAACAGACGCAACUAAAGGUAUCUUUUCAAAAGAAUUUGAAAGGCGUAUGAAGAAAUGUAUUCCAAGUUUGAAUAGUGCCGAUUCUGAGAUAUCUGACAUCAUUCCAUUACAAGACAUUGCAAAACAGACUAGUAUUUUGUUAAAAGGUGAGGCAUUUGAUGCUGAUUUUGGAGGAUGUAGGAUCAUUCUAUUGGGUGAUGUACACGAAAUGCCUAUUAUUGAUACAAAGGUAAGUGCCUUCACAGUUAAUGCAUCAGACUGGUCUACUGCUUUUGACGGGUCAACCAAUAUUGAGGCUGCUGUGAAUGUUUUUAAUUAUUCUAGAUCUAGUUGGGAACCGUUGGUUGAGUCAGUCCCAAUUGGUUUGUCUUUAAAGAAGGGUACAGAUGCUACGUCGUCUAUAAAGUUUGAUAUAAUUGCCAGGAAGAACACAGAAGUUACUUUAUCCUCAAGGGCAAUAGCAAUGCUUUCGAGUAUUCCAAAAUCUCUGAAUGGUGAACUACAUUUAACUCCAAGAGGGUCAAAGAAGCCAUAUAGAUUAAUAAAUGAUGCAGGAUUAGAUUUAAAUGUUUGGAUUUCAGAUUCUACUGACAGAGAGAAAAGAGAAGGAUUGAUACAUCUUAAGGCCAAUUCAUCUGAGUCCUGGGAAUUUGAAGAUUGGAAAUCUAUUAGAGAACGUUUAGAUACCGAUAAAACUAAAAGUGUUUUGGGUGUCGAAAUUGAUGGUUCCACAUAUACUACGACAAUGACAAUUGAUGCUACUUUUGAAGGCGAGCUGUUACAUGUCUUACAUCCAGCGAUAGACCAAGUUCAUAAUAGAAUUAUUUGCGAAUUAAAAUGUAAUGAUGAUAAUGUUAAAGAUAUUACUUUUAGGUCAACGUUAUUAUUGGAGAAUAUAACAGGUAUUCCACUGAAUUUUAAAGUAAUAAAAUUAAGCGAUAAUAAUACAGUGGAGUUCCAAAUAAAACCUUCAGAAAGUCGCUCUGUUCCUGUUGAAUAUGCUUAUGCAUCCAACAUAUAUGUCCAACCUGUUGUUACAAAGAAAAAUUUUGGUUGGUCUCUCCAUCCAAUUGUGUGGAAGAAACUCCUGAAUGUUCCAGCAUCCAUUGAUUGUGACGCGAUUGAAGAAAACAAUUCAGACCAGAUUUUCUUCGAAGUAAAUGCAAAAUAUGAUAAAAGAGAGCCAUUGGCUAAAAUAUAUCCUCAUAUGAAAAUCACAGUUUCACCAUCAAUUAUUAUCGAGAAUCUGUUACCUUGUGAUAUUGAAUUUUCGAUAUUUAGUAAGCAAGCUGAAAUGAGAAAAGUCAAGUAUCUCGCUAAAACAGAAAAUAUGACAGUUUAUGACGUUUCGUUGAAUGAAUUUCUAUUGCUUGCGAUUAGACCAUUAGUUGAUGAUACUCCUAUGUCGAAACCAUCUAUAAUCAAUACACCAGAAAAGUCUCAGCUCCAAUCCGAGAGGGCCAUUACAUUAACUAUGCCAAAUGGUCAACAGCUACAGGUCUACAUGAAAUAUCAGAGUAUCGAGAACAGCAGAGCUAAAACUAUUAAGAUAUACUCUCCAUAUAUUAUUAUGAACUGUACAGAUAGAGAUUUAUAUAUGGAAGGAUCUUUCGGGAAUAUUAUGCAAUCUAAGAUUAAUGUCGAAGAUGGAAAGAGAUAUACUUUACCAAAGAUGUUUUCAUACGAUAUUGACGGUGACAAAAAUAAUAGAGCUAGGGUAAGAUUUAGAGAGACUGAUUGGAGUACCCCAUUAUCUUUGGAUGCAAUUGGACAAUCAUUUGAUGUUACAAUGGGAGUGCUUAAUAAAGCGUUGGAAUGCAACCUUGGUAUCGAUGUUACAGAGGGUACAGGGAAAUAUUCUUUGAGCAAAGUGGUAACAAUUUCACCACGUUAUAUUAUCAAAAACGAAUUACCUUUCCCAAUUGUUGUUUGUGAAACAGGAUCCGUAAAUACUACGGAGAUAAUGUCAGAUGGUUCCAUUGCCCUGUAUAAUCUGAGAAAUAUCAUUAAUAAGCAAUUAGCCUUAAAAAUGUUAGGUUCUAUUUCUGAGUGGACAGCACCUUUCUUUAUCAAGGAUAUUGGGUUAACUUACCUGAAACUACUACAAGAAAAUGGAACACACAUGUUGUUAAAAUUGGAGGUUACAUUAAGCCAAGCAACUAUUUUUGUUAGAAUUAAGGAUGGAGAAAAUUUAUGGCCAUAUUCAAUAAGAAAUUUUAGUGAUAAUGAUUUUAUAUUUUAUCAAAGGGAUCCUUCAGUGAUAGAUGAAUAUUAUGACGUCGAACCAGAAGAGGAGAAAUAUAAUAAUGAGUAUAAACCUUUGUACUAUAAAGUUCCAUCCAAGAGUGUUAUGCCAUAUGCUUGGGAUUAUCCAACAGCAAGACAGAAAAAGAUUGUUUUAUUAGUAAGAGGACGAAAGAGAGAGAUACAAUUAGCUGAAAUAGGUACCCAAAAACCUAUGCGUUUACCUGCUAGGGUGGCUAAUGAACAACCAGCCAUUGUGGAUCUGAAUGUUAUUGCGGAUGGUCCGACUCAAGCAUUAGUAAUCUCAAGAUAUGACCCAGUAUCUAGUAUUUACAAAUUACGUGAUGUGCCAGUGUCUUCCAAUAGUUUAACUGAAGCAAGGACUACUGGUAUGGGCAUUGGGUCUACUCCUUCUUUGGCUAGUACUCCUGAACUUUUUGAAACGGAAGAAGAAGAUAAUCAUAUGUUGAAGAAUAUAACUAUUAACAUAUCUGGAUUCGGUGUUUCUUUAAUUAAUAAGCAAUUAAAAGAAUUAGCAUAUGUCAGUGUCAAGGGUCUUGAGCUGACUUACAAAGAUAGUGAUUUAUAUCAAACAUUUGGGUGGAAAAUAAAAUGGAUCCAAGUUGACAACCAAAUCUUUGGAAGUGUGUACCAAAAUGUUCUGUAUCCUACUGCAAUAGCAAAAAGUACUGAAGAUCUUGAAUCACAUCCAAUAUUUUCGGGGUCUAUUUCUAAGGUGAAAGAUGAUUCGUUUGGUUUACCAUAUUUCAAACAUCUAACGUUUUUACUACAAGAAUUUUCAAUCCAGCUAGAUGAAGAUUGGGUGUAUGCAAUGAUUGAUUAUAUGAAGUUCCCAGGUUCUCCACUUUACAGUGAUUUUACCAAUGUUCCAUUGAAAGAAAGAAAUGUGUUACCUAAAAUUGAGGAAUUAAAUUUCUCAAACGAUGUUUAUUUUGAAAUGUUUCACAUUCAACCAACAAUUUUACAUUUAUCAUUUGUUAGUUCUGAAAAUACUAAAUUAGAUGAAAAUGAAGAAAAUGAAAACGGAAUUGUAGAUGAAUAUAAAGAGAACGUUGAUGUGAGUUCGUCAACUUCUGUAUUUUUAUUGCAUGUAUUAACAAUGACUGUAGGUAAUGUGAACGAUGCUCCAAUUAAGUUGAAUGCGCUUUUCCUUGAUAAUGUAAGAGUUCCGAUACCAUUGUUAAUGCAAUCAGUGAAAACACACUAUAGUCAACAAUUUUUCUAUCAGAUCCAUAUGAUCCUCGGUUCUGCUGAUUUCCUUGGAAAUCCAGUCGGGUUAUUUAACACUAUUAGUUCAGGUGUGUGGGAUCUGUUUUAUGAACCUUAUCAAGGUUAUAUGUUAAACGAUCGUCCACAAGAUAUUGGUGUAUUUAUUGCUAAAGGUGGUUUAUCUUUUGCUAAAAAGACCGUAUUUGGGUUAUCUGAUAGUAUGGCUAAGAUGAGUGGCUCAAUGGCUAAGGGUCUUUCUGUUACUCAGGAUAGUGGUUUUCAAGCUACCAGAAAAUUACAGCAAAGAAUGAAUGCAAAUUCAAGAAACGUAUUUUCAACUUCAGCCCAAUCAUUUGCUAGUACUUUAGGAAGCGGGUUUGCAGGCGUUGCUCUGGAACCACUUAAGGGUAGUCAACGUGAAGGUGCCAGUGGAUUCUUCAAAGGGUUAGGUAAGGGUCUUGUGGGUUUACCUACAAAGACUGCAAUUGGGUUCCUUGACCUUACAAAUAAUCUCAGUCAAGGUGUAAAGAGUUCUACUACGAUAUUACAAGCCCAAGACGAUCAAAGUGUCAGAUUACCUAGAUAUAUUAAUCAAGAUCAAAUUAUCCGUCAAUAUGAUAUGCGUGCAGCACAGGGGCAAUACUGGCUUAAGUCAGCCAAUGGUGGUUUAUUCCAAGAUGAUCGUUAUUUAGCACAUACAGUAUUGCCAGGUAAAGAACUAAGUGUCAUUGUAUCAAUGGAACGUAUUACAGAGAUCCGUAUGGCAACUCAAGAGGUAAUGUGGGGGAUUGAAUACCAUACCAUUCAGGGAAUCACUUUGGAGCGUGAAGGAAUCAGAAUUAAACUCAAGACUCAAAGCGAGUACUUCAUUCCUAUUGAGGAUUCACAAGAAAAAAGGGCCAUAUACAAGAGUAUUAGUAUCGCUGUGGUCGAAUACAACAAGUUUUGUGAAGCAGUGUUAUGA